AUGCUUAAUACGUUAAUAGCGGGUAUUACGAGGAUUAGCUUCGGCCUAAGUAAAAAAAUCGUCGCCCUAAGUACGGUAAAAAUAGAGACGUACUUCGGAACGAUAACUUUCUAUAUCCUACCCAUUAAUACCCCAUUUCUCUUAUAUCUAAAAAAUAUAAAUUAA
This is a messenger RNA of Colletotrichum lupini, 165 nucleotides long. RefSeq lists its product as uncharacterized. The transcript has a single exon. Bases 1 to 165 code for a protein of 54 amino acids. The record is from RefSeq and is a predicted model, not a curated record. NCBI's taxonomy places the organism in Eukaryota, Fungi, Ascomycota, Sordariomycetes, Glomerellales, Glomerellaceae.